This is a messenger RNA of Homarus americanus (American lobster), 3324 nucleotides long. RefSeq lists its product as uncharacterized. The transcript has 4 exons. The record is from RefSeq and is a predicted model, not a curated record. The coding region runs from base 1118 to 2674 and encodes 518 amino acids. Lineage: Eukaryota; Metazoa; Arthropoda; Malacostraca; Decapoda; Nephropidae.
ACAUUGUAUAUGGCCAUAAAUCCUGUAUUUCUGCUGAUAACAACACACACCACAGCUGGCUUCCUCGAGGUUCCCGCUCGGCGGCUCGAACAAACCAGUGACAUCACAACCAGUCACAGAGCCUUUCGCAGUCACGUGAUUUUUUAGCUACUUUAACCUUUAUUUUUUGCACUUUUUGCCCAAUUUAUUUAAGAAUAUCGUUACCAUAGUAAAUUUAAGCGUCUUCUAAACCCAUUGACCUGCCAUCUUACGAAAAAUUUCUAACCGACAACUCGUUUAUUCAAUCAAUCAAUAAAGGCUAGUGACGGGGGAAGGAGGUUCAGUGGAAGUUUAAAGGGGAUGAUGGAAGGGAAUUUUAGUGAGAGAAAAAAGGUGCCGUGGCUUAACCCAGCUUGCGUGUGGGCAAUGAGGCAGUGCCGUGAUUGGUAAAGGGAGCUACACCACGCUCGGACUCAGCGGCAGGGGGCGGUGACCAGGAGAUAAGUGGCUCCAGGCAUCGGUCAAGUCGGUCAACGGACUGUAUCACUGUUUGGAAGACCGUCAUCGCCGCGGGUGCAGCGCGAACCCAAAAAGCGAACAGGGGGGCGCGCAAAACCAAAAGAAAACUGCACGUAAAGGUGGGUUAGUUGUGGGGUUGUUUUGGGGAAAGGUGAAGGUAAAGUCUUUGAGCUUUGUCAAAGAUGAACGGAGCGAGAUGAAGGAAGAUUUUUGAGUCUUUGAUCUUAAAAUGUCGAAGUACUCAUAGCAUGGAAGGAUGAGCUUAUCAUUGGAGAGGCUUUUAGAUGAGAGUAGAAGAAAGAUUUUGAGCUUUUUUGUCAAAUUUGGAGUGGAGGUUAAGAGGAGAGUUAGGAUUUUAUUUUGUAUUAUUUAUUUAUUUAUUUAUUUGUUUUUUGAGUUGUUGGGUUGGGUUGUUUGUCUAUUUGGAGGGGAUUUUUGGGUUUGGUCAGCUGGAACUCUCGCGUAGGUUUGCUUUUAGUUCAUAAAAUUUCCUUUCAUCUAUUAUUUAAUUCUUCCGUUUCCAUUCAUGUACCCAAAUCUAUUACGGGCUGUAGAACGUGGUCCAGAUCCGCGUAACAAUAGUAAUUAGUUUUUAUUCCCUGACAGUGUGAGAUAAAAAAUGUUUACAAUUAUGAGACCAGCGGUGAGAGUGUGGGGGGUGGCAUCAAGCACUCCUCCACCAUCUACGCGGAGGUCUUUCUACUUGGCGAGGACAUUAGGCUCGUAUAACAGUAUCCCGUCCUUCCCGCCCACUUCUACAUCAUUAUCAAGCGUGGAUGUGAGGGAGCUGAGCGAGAAGGCCAGAUGGUUGGGGCUGCUAAACCUCAAUUCUCGCCUGUACUUCGAGGCACACAAGGUGGGCGUAAAACACUCUAGUAUGUUGAACAACAUAAUCACGGCACGACCUAUCCACCACCAGAACAUGAUCGAUACCCUCUUUCAUCUCUGCAAGAAGAUACCCAUCCUGAGGGUGAACAUAAAGCCACGAGGCGGACAACCCUGGUACUACGAAGACGAACACAUCAACUUAGAUUUUCAGGUUUUAGAGGAAGGAGCCAACCCUUCAGAAGAGUUUCAAAAGCUCAGCAAAGAAGGCUUGGGGACAGAGGAUGCCCCCUUGAUGAAAGUUCGGAUGAUCCCUGGGGUGACGGACGCCUCCUGCGCCUUCCCCGAGUAUAACAAAGACUUCCCCCAUCAAUACGCCAUCAUCUUUUUCGUGCACCACUCCAUCAUGGACGGUACCAGUUUGGCCUACAUGUUACAGGCGUUUGUGGAAGUACUUGACAGUGUUUUGCGUGGCCAGAGUGUUGACAAUACCAAACAAAUAGGAGUAUUUGUUUCACACCAGGAGAUCACAGAAAAAGAACUGCUGAUUGAGAAGAUGUUGAACAAUGAUCAAGGACGAUUGAGGGAGUUGAAACAAGAAGUUCUAGCAUGCACCAAAUCGCCUGAAAUAUUAAGAGGUUAUCCUGCGCCUGGGGGACCUAACCCGACCAGUCACUUUCUUCACCGCGAGAUUCAGCCAGAAAGGUUCCACAAGAUCUACCUCCGGUGUAAGCAACACGGUGUAACCAUUAACACUGCCUUGCAGGCUACUGUAAACACCGCUAUAGUCGAACUACUGAAGGAGGCGGGAAUCCAUGAUGAAGACUUCAAUAUCAGUGUCUCCAAUAAUACCAGCCUGCGGCGAUACAUGGCAAAGCGCCCUUCACCAAUACUUGGGGUACACGUGUACCACACCACGCAACUUGUCAAUGUUAAUCGAAAUGUGAAGGACAGUUUCUGGAACUUUGCUAAAAUAAUUGGCAGUGACCUGAAAACUCUCCUUACUUCAGAGGCGUCGCUGGUACAGAGUGUGGUGCGGAGGAUGACGCUGCCGCCCAUCGACCCGACUACUUACUUCAGGACUCCUCCACCCUUGACAAGCGACUACCUCCUUACCAACAUGGGAGAUGUGUCUGCCAUGGUUGGUGGUGAUACUCACAGUGUCCGUGUCACAGGCAUAUAUAAUGUUAGUGAAAUGCACAGCUCGUCAGUUAUGUGUUUUCACUCUACUCACACAUUCCGUGGUCGGCUGUUCUACACGCUUUCUUACGCCUCCAACUACAUAACGCACGACACAGCAGAGAGGCUGGUCAACAUGAUCUUCACCAUCCUCGACGAAGUUAGUGAAUAAUGCCUCCAAAAUGCAUGAUGCGAAGCCCUGUUCUACCCAACAUUACCAGGUGUUAUUGACUGUAAGAAGUAUACCCUCUAUUGUCUUAUAUCUCUGUUAUUUAUUAUGAGAGAAAGAGAGUUCAACAAGCCAGCCAGCCUGAACCCUAGUGCGCGCGACAGACAGGUUCAGGGGGACAGGAGUAGAUUUACCUUUACGGUUAAUGCUUUUCUGUUCAUAGCUUCUUCCGUCCUUUCUUUAGUUUGUUCCAUCCUUUCUUUAGUUUGUGCAAUCCUUUUUUAAUUUGUUCCAUCAUUUCUUUACUUUGUUUCAUCCUUUCAUUAGUUUGUCCCAUCCUUUCUUUUGUUUCAUCCAUCCUUUCUUUAGUUUGGUCCAUCUUUUCUUUAGUUUGUUCCAUCCUUUCUUUAAUUUGUUCCAUCCUUUCUUUAGUUUGCUUCAUCCGUUCUUUACUUUGUUCCAUCCUUUCUUUAGUUUGUGCAAUCCUUUUUUAAUUUGUUCCAUCCUUUCUUUAGUUUGUUCCAUCCUUUCUUUAGUUUGUCCCAUCCUUUGCUUCGUUUGUUCCAUCCUCUCUUUAGUUUGGAUAAGUUUAGGUUUAGGAGGGAGAUAGGAAGAAACUGGUUCACAAAUAGGGUGGUGGACGAGUGGAACAA